UGUAAAUUGUGCUUCCUGGUUUGUCUCCACUUAAAAACCAGAGACAUACACAGAUAGACCAAGAAGACGACUGCUUCCUCUAAUGGUUAGGUCGUGAAUACGGCGCCAUUAAAACGCUGCGUUUUAUCUUCGUCACCUCCUUUUCCUUCGCCUAAUUCUCUAAGUCAUCGUCUCUAGAACGGUUCCUACAAUUAAUGUCGAACUCUUCCUAAACCCUUUACUUCACAUUUCCUUCUCUUUCUCUUCCUCCGUCAAAAACCCUAAUUGAUUCGUCUUUCUGGUUGCGAUUGAAAUGGAUCCUUGUCCAUUUAUCCGUCUUACGAUCGGGAAUCUAGCUUUGAAAGUUCCUUUAGCGGCGAAGACUACGAGCUCCGUCGUGCAUCCGUCGUCUUCUCCUUGUUUUUGUAAAAUCAAACUCAAAAACUUCCCGCCCCAAACCGCCGCAAUCCCGUACAUUCCUCUGGAGACGACUCAGUUUCCGGAGAUCCAAACCCUAGCCGCCACGUUUCAUCUCAGCAGCUCCGAUAUUCAACGCUUAGCUUCCAGAUCUAUUUUUACUUCUAAGCCAUGUCUUAAGAUUUUGAUCUACACCGGAAGAGCCGGCGCUGCUUGCGGCGUACACUCCGGUCGUCUUCUGGCGAAAGUCUCCGUACCGUUGGAUCUAUCUGGUACGCUAUCUAAACCGUGCGUCUUCCACAACGGAUGGAUAUCAGUCGGAAAAGGAGCUGGGAAAUCGUCGUCGUCGGCUCAGUUUCACCUGAAUGUGAAGACGGAGCCUGAUCCUAGAUUCGUUUUUCAGUUCGACGGCGAGCCUGAAUGUAGUCCUCAAGUCGUUCAGAUUCAAGGAAAUAUCCGGCAACCAGUUUUCACAUGCAAAUUCAGUUGCCGGCACACCGGUGAUCGUACUCAGAGAUCAAGAUCAUUGCCGACUGAGACAAGUGUUCCACGGAGCUGGCUAAACUCUUUCGGGAGUGAGAGAGAACGUCCUGGGAAAGAGCGAAAAGGAUGGUCCAUAACAGUUCAUGACUUGUCCGGUUCUCCAGUGGCCAUGGCUUCAAUCGUCACUCCGUUCGUUGCAUCUCCUGGAACCGAUCGUGUGAGCCGGUCAAACCCUGGGUCAUGGCUCAUCCUGCGUCCUGGAGAUUGUACCUGGAGACCGUGGGGGCGACUAGAAGCAUGGCGGGAACGCGGUGGAGCAACUGAUGGUCUCGGUUACAGAUUCGAACUCAUCCCAGAUGGAUCAAGCGGUGCAGGAAUCGUGCUUGCGGAGUCAACCAUAAGUUCUCACAGAGGUGGGAAAUUCUCAAUAGAAUUGGGAUCGUCGUCUUCUUCAUCGUCGCCAACAAGUGGCGUGAACCGAUCAAGAAGCCACAGAGGUGGGAGCAGUGGAAGCGGUGGAGGAGCAUCGCCGGCGAAUAGUCCGAGAGGAGGGAGCGGCGAUUACGGUUACGGAUUGUGGCCGUGGAACGUGUACAAAGGGUUUGUGAUGUCAGCAAGUGUGGAAGGUGAAGGAAAAUGUAGUAAACCUUGUGUAGAGGUGAGUGUGCAGCACGUUAGCUGUAUGGAAGAUGCGGCUGCUUACGUGGCGCUUUCUGCAGCCAUUGAUCUAAGUAUGGAUGCUUGCAGGUUGUUUAAUCAACGGAUGAGGAAAGAGCUUUGCCAUGAGUCACUGAGCUGAAGAAAAGAUAAGAAUUUUUUGUUUUUUUGUUUUUUUUUGUUUCUGAAAAUUUAGAGUCACAAAUAGCCUUGGGAGGUUUUUUUCUUUUUUGAAAAAAAACUUCCUGUAAGGCGCUAUCAAAAUAGGAUGUACAUAGUGAGCUUCUAUUUUGGACUUUGUGUGGCUGGCUUCUCGUACUGGGUUUCUUUUUUGUUGGGUUUGGGUUCUACGAGUGAUUUGAAGAGUGAAUUUCUUGGUCACUCUUCUUUUGCCUUUGAUUUGAUUAUGUAAGUGUAUAAAUUAGAAAAAUCGAAUUUAGAAUCUCUGGAUGUAAAAAAACACAUGAGAUUAUUUGCUUGGUUUGCUUUUUUUUCCUUUUAUGUGUUGGAUGUUCAAUGUCCACUGUGGGACUUGAGACAAUAAACUUUAGUUGAUUGUGGGA
Messenger RNA from Arabidopsis lyrata subsp. lyrata, 2099 nucleotides. RefSeq lists its product as uncharacterized. Bases 293 to 1678 code for a protein of 461 amino acids. Lineage: Eukaryota; Viridiplantae; Streptophyta; Magnoliopsida; Brassicales; Brassicaceae. The record is from RefSeq and is a predicted model, not a curated record. The transcript has 2 exons.